AUGCUUCAAAGGCGAAGCUUCUCCGAGUGCAAGUUUGAAAAGGCACUCUGUUCGAAGGAGAAAUGGCUGGCCAAAGAGGAGGCACGGCAUCGGGCGUUGUGGCUGCAGCAGAUGCGCUACCAGGAAAUGAGGGCAACGCAUGAAAAUAAGGAAACUGCUCGCAGGGACUGGCAAGAACUUUUCGCUGCGCAGAAAUCGGCCGAGAUUCAGAUCCGCAUGCAGACAAUUCGCGGCCGCCGACAACAAGCCCAGGAGUUUAUCAGAGCACAGACAGAAGAGCAAACGGCUUUAGCGGAGGCGAAAGCCAGAGCAGCUGAAUCGAAGUCGGAAUUCAUAGCUCGACAGAGGGCCGACGAAGAAGCGCUGAAUCAGGAAAUCGCGAGCCAUCGUGAUGCUCGUAUUGCUAAGAACAUCUACAAGGCAAGCCUCCUGCAGACCGAGCAGGCGCAGAGGAGGCUUCUCCAGCAGGAGAUGACUGCUCAACGACGAAUGAUGGUAGAGCAAGAGGCUGUCCGUGAGAGGGCCGCAUCUGCCGAGCGCAGGAGGGCUCGUUCCGAGUACAUGGAUGCCCGUCUUCGUGCCCACUCCCAGCAGCUGGAAAGCAAGCGCCAGGAGAAGGAGGCGAGGCUCGCCCACAAGCGACAACAAGUCGAGGCACGACAUCGACGCCAUGAGGAGAUCAUGGAGCGAAUGAGGGAGCUGGAUGUGCAACACCAUCAAACGAGCUCGCUGCUGAGAGACUUGACAUGGCAGGCGGCCGUGACUAACAGUCAGGAUCGUCUCUUGCGGGAGCUCACGGCUGUUCCAGGAGUGGCUUCCGCACCUGCGACGCCCAGGAGCCCUGGCCCUGGCGGAUACGCUUCGUCAAGGGGCACGCCACGACCAGUCAGUGCAGAUCGAGUCGGUCCUGCGACCCCCGAAAGCGCUGCCACGCUCUCACGGCCGGACAUCUCGCCGCCAGGAUCACAGUGUCAGAACGUGCCAGGGCAAGUCAAUGCAGACUGGUCGGUUCCCGAGACGCCCAGCAGCCCUUGCGGAUUCACCACACCUUCCCCGCGGGACAUCUCAUCACCAGCAUCACAGUCCUCGCCCCGGCGACUCAAUGCAGAUCGGUUGAUUCCCCGCGCAUUUUGCCCCACUCUGCAGACUAAGCCGAAUCUAUGGUUGUUCACGGCCGGGCUGCAGCCUCCGCCGCUUCCAGCGCCACUGCCUUCGCCUCCUAGAGUCCCUCAGGUCAAUGCUGGCUCGCUAGCCCGCAUCCUCUGGUCCCCCCUGCCUGGGCCGACUGGGCCUGGGCACCAGCCGGUCGCCAUAGGCUCCGUCAGUUCAUCCUCCCUCAGCUCCUUCAGUGGCGGCGUGGAUGGCUGCGCCGUCCUGCACGGAAUUGUGAGUGGGUAG
Molecule: messenger RNA, 1398 nt
Organism: Symbiodinium sp. CCMP2592
Lineage: Eukaryota; Dinophyceae; Suessiales; Symbiodiniaceae
Source: the annotation of a GenBank genome assembly